CGUUAGCAGUGGGUUGUUUUUGAAUCUUUUUGCGAAUGUCACAAAAAUUUAUACGGAACCAACUUGUGAAAAUUUUUGUUUUUGGUGGAAUUUUGCUAAAUAUUAGCUCCUUCAGGCAGUAUUUGAUUCAGAUAACAUGAACAAGCUCAAACUCAAUCAAAAGGACAAAGUGAAGAAAUUCAUCACCCUCACUCAAACUGGUGAGCAAACGGCAAUAUAUUGUUUGCAGAAUAAUGACUGGAAGCUGGAUUUGUCCUGCGACAAUUACUUUCAAAAUCCAGAUGUCUACUAUCGAGAAUUAGAUCGGAAGAAGAUCGAACAGCUUUUCAGCCGUUAUCGAGAUCCAGCAGAUCCUAAUAAAAUUAAUUCUGAUGGGGUAGUGAAAUUUUUAGACGAUUUGUACCUUAGUCCGGAAUCAAAGUUGGUUCUUAUCAUAGCAUGGAAGUUUAAAGCGGAAGCACAGUGCGAGUUCAGCAAGGAUGAGUUCGUUAACGGAUUCAGCGAUCUCGGAGUCGAUAGCGUGGAGAAAUUAAAGGCCAAGCUACCACAGCUUGAAAUUGACCUAAAAGAUCCGAUCAAGUUCAAAGAUUUCUAUCAGUUUACGUUCAACUAUGCUAAGGAUCCGGGCCAAAAGGGGCUAGAUUUAGAAAUGGCUAUUGUCUAUUGGAACAUAGUACUUAAAGAUAGAUUCAAGUUUCUUGACCUUUGGUGCAAAUUCUUGGUGGAAAAUCAUAAACGAUCUAUACCUAAAGAUACAUGGAAUUUAUUGCUGGAUUUUGCAACUUAUAUCGAUGACAGCAUGUCCAACUACGACGCUGAAGGCGCUUGGCCGGUACUAAUCGACGAUUUCGUUGAGUGGUGUCAGCAGCAGAAUAAACUGAGCAGUACCAACACGUCCUCAUCGCCUUCGGCUUCUUCGGUGAUCACAUCUACUGGUGCGGUUAGUGGAGUGUAUCUACCGUCCACGUCUUCGUCGAGCGCUUCGUCGCCAACGUCGGUGACCAAUCCCUACAGCUCCAGCAAAGGUAAUCCAUACAGCAACAGUGGCAGCAGUACGGCCAAUAUGUACUACUAGACAACUAUAAGGAUUUGUCUGUUGGUUGGAUCGUUUUUUUUUUUCUAGCGGUCGAACUAAGGCAAAAAAUGUCUAUCAGACUGUGCAUUUUAAGAUUUUGUUCCUUUCUGGUAAUCAGAAUCGAAAUUCUUGUGUUUGAUUCUUGUUUCAUUUAAACCCCUCACAAACUAUACGCACUUGCACUUGAAAGCCUAGCGACCUAUGUCAAUUGUCUUUCGUUUUUUGUUACUGUAACUUUGAAAAUCAUAGGAACUAAAUUUGCUUUUAAAGCCAAUUUUCCAGUUGGCAACCGUAAGCUGACAAACACUCAUCAACCGUGUCAGUCCGCGUUUAGAGUCAGGCCAUAGCAGUAGAAUUAUAAUAAAGGGAUUAAUGAUCCUAAGGGAUCAAAAUCCCAAAUAAAAAAAAAGAUUAUAAUAGUUGGAUAGAAAUCUACAGAGACAGACAAUGAAAAUCCAUACACACCAAGUCAAGCUAAUUUCUUUAGAAUUUCGCAGUGGAAAAAAUCAGUUAAACCAUUUGAGUAAUAGUGGAAAAUAUGUUUGUCAAGUUUAAAAAUAAGAAAAUUUUGGUAGACUUAAAAGACGAACGAAAAUUGUUUGAAUUCAUUAAAUGUUAAAUACAUAUAUACUACACUAUUAUAAUGAUGAGCAUCAUUAAGCAGUGAUGUGUAAUGAAA
Uranotaenia lowii is the source of this 1754-nucleotide messenger RNA. RefSeq names its product DCN1-like protein 1 (gene SCCRO). The record is from RefSeq and is a predicted model, not a curated record. Gene Ontology annotation, biological process: positive regulation of ubiquitin-protein transferase activity; protein neddylation. Gene Ontology annotation, cellular component: ubiquitin ligase complex. The transcript is spliced from 3 exons. Bases 137 to 1075 code for a protein of 312 amino acids. NCBI's taxonomy places the organism in Eukaryota, Metazoa, Arthropoda, Insecta, Diptera, Culicidae. Gene Ontology annotation, molecular function: cullin family protein binding; ubiquitin-like protein binding; ubiquitin conjugating enzyme binding.